AUGGUGUCCAAUAUCUGGAUUGCUACAGCUGACAAUCAAAUUAAAAUAGUCACGGACUAUUUGGAAUCUGGAAAUUUCACCCCAAAUUCAAAGGACCCGAAUGGUUACACUCCAAUACAUGCUGCUGCUUCAUAUGGACACCUAAAGCUCCUCAAACUUCUUGUCGAAAGAGGAGGAGACAUAAAUAUUCAGGAUAACGAAGGGGAUACUCCAUUGCAUCACGUUGAGGAUGUUGAGACUGCAAAGUACAUGAUUGAAAAUUUAAAUGCCAGCUUCAAGAUGAAAAACAAUGACGGGCUCACAGCCAUCCGAUAUAUUGAACAAGAAGAGGAAUUUCCUGAGUUAGUGGAUUAUUUACGUCUGCUUGACCAUACCUUAACUCCUACUAAAGAGCAGAUCGAAUGGACAUCACCAAUUCCAUCAUUGCCUUUUUCUGGUAGUCACGGAGACUACAAUAUAAGAUAUUCCGUGGAGAAUGAAGAGCAAGAAACGGACGAUUUAAUGACUAGAGAAGAAAGACAACAAAAAUUACAGGAGGUUAUUAACAGUGAAGAUCCUGAAGAAGCAUUAAGAGAUUUGGUUAAGAAUGCCAUUCACGAGGGCUUACAAAACUAUGAAGAGAGAUCGGAAGAAACACAAAGCAUGCCGUCUUUCAAAAAGAGAAAGGAUUAG
This is a messenger RNA of Priceomyces carsonii, 672 nucleotides long. RefSeq lists its product as uncharacterized. Bases 1 to 672 code for a protein of 223 amino acids. The record is from RefSeq and is a predicted model, not a curated record. NCBI's taxonomy places the organism in Eukaryota, Fungi, Ascomycota, Pichiomycetes, Serinales, Debaryomycetaceae. The transcript has a single exon. Gene Ontology annotation, molecular function: protein binding.